AUGUCUGAGGCUAUCAAGAACUUCAACGCCUCGAUGCUGAAGCGCGACGUUCUCACCCUCGAGGAGAGUGGAACUACGAGGCAGGUGGUGAACGAGGCCAGGAAGCUUGCGGGCAGACAUUUUAAGGGCCCUGUGCGUACAAGGGAUCCGGAGAUGCAGGCUUGGGAGGAGCUCAUGCGACAGUAG
Apiotrichum porosum is the source of this 186-nucleotide messenger RNA. RefSeq lists its product as uncharacterized. The coding region runs from base 1 to 186 and encodes 61 amino acids. NCBI's taxonomy places the organism in Eukaryota, Fungi, Basidiomycota, Tremellomycetes, Trichosporonales, Trichosporonaceae. The transcript is spliced from 2 exons. The record is from RefSeq and is a predicted model, not a curated record.